This is a messenger RNA of Penicillium chermesinum, 372 nucleotides long. Its product is annotated as FKBP-type peptidyl-prolyl cis-trans isomerase. The transcript has 6 exons. The record is from RefSeq and is a predicted model, not a curated record. Gene Ontology annotation, molecular function: peptidyl-prolyl cis-trans isomerase activity. Bases 1 to 372 code for a protein of 123 amino acids. Lineage: Eukaryota; Fungi; Ascomycota; Eurotiomycetes; Eurotiales; Aspergillaceae.
AUGGGGGUCACAAUUGAUAACAUCCGCGAUGGCAACGGCGCCGAUUUCCCCAAGCCCGGUGAUAACAUCGAGAUGCACUACCGUGGCUGCCUCUACGAUGAGAAGGCUACGGACAAAAUGGGCUCCCAGUUCGAUAGCUCCUACGACCGUGGGGCUCCUCUGCCUUCUCCCAUCGGUGUUGGCCGCCUCAUCAAGGUCAUCGAUACAGGUUGGGACGAGGCCGUUCCUCAGAUGAGCCUGGGCCAGAAGGCUAGGCUCACCAUUACACCUGACUACGGCUAUGGUGCUCGUGGCUUCCCUCCCGUUAUCCCCGGAAAUGCUACUUUGGUCUUCGAGGUCGAGCUGAUGAGCAUCAACGGCAAGCGUCUCUAA